This is a messenger RNA of Sesamum indicum (sesame), 3369 nucleotides long. RefSeq lists its product as uncharacterized. The record is from RefSeq and is a predicted model, not a curated record. Gene Ontology annotation, molecular function: ubiquitin protein ligase activity. NCBI's taxonomy places the organism in Eukaryota, Viridiplantae, Streptophyta, Magnoliopsida, Lamiales, Pedaliaceae.
CCCCCCCCCCCCCCCCCCCCCUCUCUCUCUAUUCCUCUCUCUGUUGUUGUUCACAUUCCCUGUGGUUCUACAGUGUAUUGAUACAUUUACAGUCGCCGUUGAUCGCUCAUUGGAAUCAUCCCAUCAUCGAUUAACUAAGGCAGGGGUUGCUGGUUCCAUAUAUGUAUGGGAGAUUUGGCCUAUGAUUUAUAAAGAAUCUCUACAUGAAGCCUAAUAAUACAAACUUAGGCAUUUUUGGUUACUUGAGCCUGUUUUUGGAACAAUGACACCACAUCAUUUUUGUCCACCUCCUUUAUCUAAAAAUGAAAAUGAAUCGGCAAAGCACAUGGAUUGAGAGAACAAGUUGCAGGGACUUUUAUGGUCUAUCUGGAUGACUGAUGAACAGAUCUUAUUUUGAUUUCUGCUGUUCCCUACAAAAGAUUAUUAGAUUGACCUCUUCAGUUGCAAUAUCCAAUUCAGCAUUGAAUUGGACAAGAAACAAGCGAAUAUAGGACUCAUUGUUGCAGGACCCUUAAUUUCCUUGCCUUGAGAGUGGAAUUUACAUGUACAUCAUUAUGCUCCAACAAACUGACACCGACAUCACUCUGAAUUAAUUCUAAGAUUGCCAAUAACCCUUCAUGAACAUUACCAGUCAUAUUUUGGUGUUCUGGGGGCUUUUUUGGUGUGAGACGCUGGCAUAUUUUGUGUCUUCAUGAUGGUGCAUGUCAGACAUAUGGGAACAGGAAUGCUAAUAAAUUAAAAGUUCUUCGUCUGGCUUUUGAAAAUUAUUUUGGCCAAUUUCCUUAGUGGUAAUGGGUAGCAUGGAAUUGGAGUACUAGGUUGGGUUGCAAUUCUGGUUGUGCUGAUCAAAUCUACAUGGUAUGGUACGUGAUGGAAGAGUUCAGCGUUGCCCUGGUCAUUCUUUACAUUCAUCCGGGAGAUUCAUAUGUAAAUAAUUGCACAUUAUGUAUUUAAUAAAGUCCUCUCUAUCCCAUCCUGGUCCAGUACGGAAUGAACUUGUAAUCAUGGAAUCUACUAGCGCCAGUUCCUUUUCCUUGGGUUCAGUUACACACUGGUUGUUUAUCAUUGUAGUUAACUCCGUUGAGGUACUGAUGCUUAAUCUGGAAGGUUAUUGAUUAUGAUCUUACUCAAAUGUUGGCUGGGAUUCAGCUUUUGAGUAAGAGAACGCUCAAUAAAGUGGGCAGCGUAAGUUUAAGUGCAUGGUCUGAUGGCUAUUUGCUAUUACUAUGUUCAGGGUAUGGACUUAUUUAUAGCACAUCAACAUCAUCAAUUUAAUAGUUAGAUGGGGAAGCACAGCCGAUAUGCUGCACCAGAAUGAAUGCUGCUUAUUCCUGCCUCGCAUGUUACUGCAGCCUGAUAAUAGAUGACAAAUGUUGUAACUUGUACUAGUAAAUGCUCAAUGACUGAUAGGAAAUUAGUGGUGCACUGAUUCAUGGACAAGCUUCUGUUCUUGAUAAGAUGAAAUUUUGAUGCAUGAUGCCUUUAUAAGCCUGAAAUUUAUUUGUGUUUCCCUGGCUGCAUGGCUGGAAAUGCAAGCACUAUGAUUUUGUUGAUGAAGUUCUGUCCAAUGAACUGAAUGACUCUAUCUCCCAUUAAUAGUUCUGGAAUUUUCCUUGUUUUGGUCGAAACAGAUGCCAUCACUGAGGUUCCAGGCUGCUGAGUAAAUUGGUUACCACAGAUCAGCCAGCUAUGGGGCAUAGACACAUGUUUAACACACCUCUGAUUCAUGAGACUGAUGCUGAUGAGGGAUGGAAUCAUGCAGAGCAACCUUACUUGCCUAUGGCAAGGUCUGGUGUUUCUGGAAGCAGUUCUCUUGUUCAUCCUGUGGAGAAUACGACCAUUCAAGGUGGACCCUCGACUUCCCUGUGGAACCCUCCUCCUAGGUCGAGUGGAUACUCUUCAUCCACUCUUAAUGCUCAAUUGCCACAUUAUCAACCACAGGCUCCUACUCCAUCUCAUGAUCCUUUUCCGCAUCAACCUCCUGGUGGGAAUUUCCAUAUGGUCCCAGAUGCUUACUCCCAUCACCCAUCUUCGUCCAGCCUCAGUGGGCAAACAGUCCCUGGAGUAGAUUGCAGUUUUUAUAAUCAAACAAUGGGCAGUGGCAGGGGACCAUACAAGCGCAAAAGCCCUGGAAUCACUCUGCCAUAUGAUAGGGGAAUUACAUGCAGAUAUUAUGAUGCUGGAAGUUCGUCGAAUCAGUACUUACCUGCUGAUGGGUUGCAGGAAAAGCGGAGUACAGAAUCUCAUCAUAUGCCUUGGGAGUAUCCACCUGGUUACAGAGUUAAUAGCCUCUCUAUUGGUGGUGAAGGUAUGCUGAGAAAUGUGAGAAGUAGAGCUGGAAUUCACAUGGAACCCAAUCUGGCUAGGACUCGUUUGCCAAGCAAUUAUUUGUAUUGUUCUUUUUCUAGCCGAUCCACUGAUCAAUCUAAUUUGGUGGAUUUCCGGGGGCAGGGAUCAAAUCCCCCAAGAAGGGAAUGGGAUCCUUCUCUUGUAGCUGGUCACGUGGUGAAUUGUGACACAGAGAGUGGGGUUUACAGCAAUAAUGCUAUCUCAAAUGGGAAUCCUGUUCCUCAAAAUGCUAACAACCACCAAUCUGUCAGAGGGGUUAGAAGUGGUUAUUGCCAAACAUCUGUUCCAUCUUUCGGGUCUUCGUCAAGCAACUUUCACACAGGACAGGUAGGUGCCUCUGAUGAAGGGCUGCAAAUGACUGCAGAAAGUUACCUUUCUAGACAUCCACGGGUCUUUUCUACCACAAGAUUGCGUAAUGGUGAAAGGAUUGGGAGAACUGCGAUAUUAAGGGACAGAUAUCGGUCAAUUACUGAGCAGGCGAGCCUUCGUGAUCGAUUGACAUCAGAGGGCCUCAUGGUUGCAGACCGUCCUACAUUUUAUGAAUCCAGAACUCUUUUUGAUCACCACAGGGAGAUGAGACUUGACGUAGACAAUAUGAGCUAUGAGGAGCUCCUUGUACUGGGAGAGAGGAUUGGAAGUGUCAGCACCGGCUUAUCUGAUGGUUUAAUUUCAAAAUGCUUGACUGAGUCGAUAUACUGUUCAUCGGACCAAUCUCAAGAUGAUGGAAAAUGUGUUAUUUGUCUGGAGGAAUACAAGAACAUGGACGAUGUUGGGACUCUGAAAUGUCGCCAUGAUUUUCAUGUGGGCUGUAUCCGAAAAUGGUUAUCAAUGAAGAAUUUGUGUCCAAUCUGCAAGGCGUCGGCCAUGGAUGAUGGUGUCAAGGAGAAAUCUUCUGCUUAAGUUUUCCUAUAAUUUACCUGGACCUUUUUUGUAAAAUAUGUUGGAAAAAUCCUCAUAAUGGAUGACUGAGUUUUGAAACAAGAUACUCUAUUAAUGUAUUUUAUUUUUUGGAUCAUGCAA